AUGGAGCGCACUUGUAUACCCUCUAUGUUUGCCACGCGUUCUCACAUGUAUUUCCCCCGUCAAUUUUCAGCAAAUUUUAGCGCAACUUUUCGGUCAAAAAUUGCAUAAUCGCGUUAACAUUGUUAAAUUUAUUGAUUUUCAGCAGAAAACGCUACAAAAUGGGUACACCUCAUGGCCAGACGGCCAUGUUUCACUCCUCCAACACGUUUUCCAUCGACGAAUCCAAGUUGUGCUUCAACAAGACUCAUUUCAAUCGCGAGGAUUUCAACGUGGAACGAUUCAUGAACCUGGCGAGACAGUGAGUUAUCGAUUAUUCUGAUUAAAUUUAAAAGUUCUGCGGAAAAACGCGUUUUUUGUCAACAAAGUAGCAAAUAAAUUUGCAGAAAGGCGGAUUUGAAAACAAUUCAACAAGACUUGCGGCUCUAUCUGAAAAGUGUACAAAAUUCGAUGAUCGAGCUCAUCAACGACGACUACGCCGAUUUUGUGCACUUGUCCUCGAAUCUGGUCAGUCUUCAGGAGUCGCUCAACAAAAUCGAGACGGAUAUCAAUGUGAGUACCUUGAAAAAUCGAUUUUUCCAUCGGAAUCCAUUAAAAACUAGCUAUUUUCAGCGAAUUUGGAGUGAUUUUGAAGAGUCGACAAAGGAAUCGGUCGGAAUGGCCGAGCGAAUCGAGCAAAAGUGCGAAGAGCUGUCGUCAAACCGCGAAAAACAGUCGGAAUUACGCGAUCGUAUCGCUUUUCUGUGCGCCAUUGAAAAACUAGGCGAAAUGCUCAAGAAACCGCCGCAAAAGUGCUCUGUUUUAUGGUUUGGUUUGCAAAUUUCGCUUGAAAAACUGAUUCAAAAUGUCUAGGCUCCAAAAAGCGGCUUCAUUCGUGGUGGAACUCAAAGCAUCGGCCCGUCUCGUGCAUUCUGACGAGGAAAAACGCGCCCAGCAAGUGAUUCUGACCAAAUUGGAGUCGGUUUUGUGCGUGGAAGGCGUGCGAAGUGCCGCGACGGACUGCAAAACGCUUCCGCUCAUUCUGUCGAUAUUAUCCAUCACCGAAAGUGCGCAUUCGCUCACUGCUCACUUGGUUUCUGAUCUGCUCUACGCGAAAUUUGUGGACGAAAACGAGGAAAAGGAGGCGGAUCAGUUGAAGAGAUUGGAGCAGGUGUACGCGAGUGUUAAAAAGGUACUUUUUCAAACAAAAAAAAAGAAUUGAAAGAAAAACCAUAGAGCGUUUUUCCGCCUUCAGAUGCGCGAAAAAUGGGCCGACACCCUUGGAACACAACAUUUUCGUGGAAAAAUUCGAGGAUUUCUGGAUGAGACUCUACUCACCUUCGUGCUCACUUUCAUUGAUAAGGUGAGCAAGGAUGACUAGAAAUUCUGGAAAAUACGCAAUUGUUUGCAGUGCAUGGGCACAGUGGCGGUCCCGUCGGACACGCGGCUCUUCCACAAGUGUUUCUCGGUGACACAACAGUUCAUUGACACGUGGCCAUCCGCCCGCGCGUGUCGGACGAUGCUCAAAUCGAUCAGAGACAAAUUCAACCUCCUCGUCUACUUUAAACUUGAAACUCAUCGAUUCUCCAAGGAAAUUGACAGUUUGAUGGUUCCGGAGCAGUUUUCAGUGGAGCAGGAUGAGGCUGAAGAGGUAAAUGACAUUCUUGAACCUAAAACUUGAAAUUUCCGUUCCAGGAAUUGCAUUGCAAAGCCUCGCGAGCAGUUUUCAGUGCGAUCGAGCACGUUUGGAGCGACGACGUCUACAUCGCCGCGAUUGUCGAUAAAUUGUGGGAUUUCACCCUCCGGCUCCUUCUCAAACACCAUUCCUGGACGAAAACUAUGCAAGAGUACGCUUUUUCACUGAGUUUUCUGUAAACAAUGCAUUUUUUUCAGAUAUUUAGUGGAGGAGAAGCGUGACUGGACGGCGAUGCUCCAAAUACGAAUGGACGCCGAGAAUCUGCACCAGAAGAUUUUCGAUUUUGCACUGGAAGAGAUUUGGGGGAAGUUGAAGUAGGUUUUGAGAGGUUUAGAAAGAGACUUUUUUCCCUCAACUUUUUGCAGAGACCUCUCGGUAGACACCUCUCAAUUCGGUCAAUGUCUCACGAAACACGGCCGUUCCGUGGACGCCCUCAGCCAAAAAAUGGAUAACGAUAUUGUCGUUCUUUUCGCGGACGUCCUCCACCGGGAACUCGCGCAAGUGUCCGACGUGCCCAAACAGUACAGAUGGACGAAAAAGGCGCCGCCCACGAGCCAUUCGAACUACGCCACAGCGGCUGUCCAACUGAUUGACGAGUUUCGGAAGCGCAUUCUGUACGUCUUCUCCUUUUUUGUUGCUGAAACCCGUGUCUUAGGUAAAUUCUGUAAUUUUUGCAGAAAAGACGAGCAUCCGGAUGUGGAGAAAAUGGUGAAAAGUGUCGGGCUCUCGGCGUUUACCUAUUUUGCUGCGAAAGCCAAGGAAGUGAGUUGUUUCGAAAUGUUUACGAGAAUUCCUGAUAAAAUACGAAACGAUAAUGACUUCCUGUUGAAUGUUGUUUCAAUUUAACCAAAUUUGCAGGUGCAAGACGGCGUAGAAGCCACCGGAUCGUCGCUCUCCCGAUUCAAACGCAAAACAGCCGCGGAUUCUGGAGCCACAGUGACGGACGACGAUAAAAUCAAGCGACAAAUCCACCACGACGCGGUUUUCCUCCUCCAAAACGCGGAAAACCUGGGAAUUUCGGAAGUUGGAGGCCUCCAAGAGGUCGCCGAUCGAUUUUCGGAUAUUGUAGCGCCGAUGAUUUUGAAGAACAAUAACGAAAGUGUACAAGAGGAGGAGGAGCCGAAUAAUAUUAACUCCUAA
Caenorhabditis sp. 36 PRJEB53466 is the source of this 2812-nucleotide messenger RNA. The record is from the annotation of a GenBank genome assembly. Lineage: Eukaryota; Metazoa; Nematoda; Chromadorea; Rhabditida; Rhabditidae.